GGCGGCCCCGCGAGCGGGCGGGCGCGGUGGCGGGGCGCUCGCGCACGUGAUGCUAAAAGGAUUGUUAGUUAUACAUGAUUGGUGACAUCGUAGAAACUAAGCAAUGCCAACUAAAAGAUCCCAUGGAUUUGUUUCAUUCUGGACAAGUUGUAAAAAUAUGUGCCCCUAUGGUCCGUUAUUCAAAGUUGGCUUUCAGAACCUUGGUUAGGAAAUACGGUUGCGAUUUGUGUUACACACCAAUGAUAGUGGCAGCUGAUUUUGUGAGAUCUGCAAAAGCUAGAGACAGUGAAUUCACAACAAACAAAGGUGAUCAUCCAUUGAUUGUUCAAUUUGCUGCUAAAGAAGCACAGGUUUUGUGUGAUGCUGCCCGUAUCGUCUGUCCUUUUGCAGAUGGAAUAGACCUAAACUGUGGCUGUCCUCAGAGAUGGGCGAUGGCAGAAGGUUAUGGUGCUUGCUUAAUAAAUAAACCAGAACUAGUUCGAGAUAUGGUGAGACAUGUACGGAAUCAGAUCGACAACCCUAGAUUUUCAGUAUCUAUUAAAAUAAGGAUCCAUGAGGACUUAAAAAGAACAGUUGACCUGUGUCAAAAAGCUGAAGCAACUGGAGUUUCAUGGAUUACAGUACAUGGGAGAAGUGUGGAAGAAAGACAUCAGCCUGUACAUUAUGAUGCAAUUAAAAUAAUUAAACAAAGCAUGUCUAUACCUAUUGUGGCUAAUGGAGACAUUAAAACUUUAAAAGAUGCUGAAAAUGUUCAUCACUUGACAGGAGCAGAUGGUAAGACUAAACAGAUGACUUUCCAGUGGACAGCGGUUGCCGCUUUUCUGUACGGUGAAGUGGGAGUAAUUCUCGUGCUCUGCCUGCCGUUUAUUUCUCCGCUGAGAUGGCAGAAGAUUUUUAUGAUUCCUCUAUGGAGCAAAAUGGCAGUUUUUUGGAACAAGAUGUUCCUUACAAUAAUAGUUUUACUGAUCGUCUUGUUUCUUGAUGCUGUUAGAGAAGUUAGGAAGUACUCGGCCAUUCAUGUGAAUGAGAAGGUUGCAAAUGUCAAUACCAAUGCCUUUGAUCAUAUUCAGAUGAAACUCUUCCGAUCACAAAGAAACCUCUAUCUCUCAGGUUUUUCCUUAUUUUUUUGGCUUGUGUUGAGACGUACUGUUACCCUUCUUACUCAGUUGGCAAAAGGGAUGACAUCUCAUGCAGCUCUGGAAACACAAGUAAACGAUGCUACUGAAGCAGCCAAAAAAUACAUGGCCGAGAAUGAAAGGCUGCAGGAGGCCUUGAGUGCAAAAGGAAGCAGUAAAAGGAAAGAGUCAGCAGAAGCAACUGAUGAAAAGUUGAAGAAGGAAGUUGAACAUUUGAAAGCAGAGCUACAGAAGACAUCAAAUGCUUUCCACAAGGCAAAAAAUGAAGUGACUGCAGUUAAAAAGCAGUCUGAAGGCCUUAAAAGAGAAUACGAUAAUCUGAUGAAAGAAUAUGAACGACUUCAGGGCAGUUUAAAUGAAGCAGAAGACAAGAAAGACCUGUAGGUGCAUCUAAGACAGACGGCAUCAGUACAGUUGCUUCAGUGUGAAAAGGGUCAUGCUGUUUAGGCUCCUGAUGCAUACCUGAAACAAAACUUGAUUUUUCUGAAAAGCACAUGCGCUGCAGGUCACUAUUCAGAUUCCUCUAAUAUAUCUUGGUUGCCAAAAUAUUCUGUGUUGCAAAUAAAAUGCUAAGCGGCUUACCUGAUGUACCAUGGAGUUUGUCACUGCUCUUGUGAGGAGAAACUCAAAAAUCUUUCAAUUCCAUCUGGACCAACUUGACUGUUCUCCAAGCUUUUGCCUUCCAGAAUGGUAACACAUCACGCACCACUUGCUUGUAGCUUUUGAGCAAGGUUGUAUAUCACACUAUAUCAUAAAAACAAAAUUACCCAAACCUCCUUUGCAACACCUGUUUGGAGUCUUCAAAAAUUCAGUUACCAGUGGGUUGAAGAAGGCUGAAAGCUUUUCAUCAGCCAUUCCACUUCAGUGGAAAACUGAAUGACAAUCAAUCUAAGGAAAAUAAAGAAAGAAGGAAAACUGCAAUUCUAAGUGCUUCUCACUAGCUUGUGACUUUCACUUAGCCACAUGGAUGAGUGUUUUGUGACAAAUAAUAUUUUGCAUGCCUCUGGUUUAUUUUUCUUUAAUAUACUGGGUUAUUUCAGUUUUCAUAACCAAAGUUUUGGGUUGGUUAGUACUAACAUUCUGUAUUUUUACCCUGUUUACAUCUGUUCACUCCGUAUGUGCCACCUAACUUCUUUUGCCUUGCUAAGUAAAAAAUUCUUUUUAAAUGUAGAUACUUGGGUUUGUUUUGGUUUUGUUUUCAUGGAUACGAUACCUUGAAUAAAUGUGCACUGUUUUGCAUAAGCCCUUUUUGGCAUUCAGAAAGUUGUUUUGAGUUUCUUUUUUUGUUAGUUGGUUCCAGUUUAUAUUUGAAAGUUGGAUAUGUUUGUUAUAUUAAAGGGAUUGUUUAAGUUCA
Molecule: messenger RNA, 2490 nt
Organism: Grus americana (Whooping crane)
Lineage: Eukaryota; Metazoa; Chordata; Aves; Gruiformes; Gruidae
Gene: DUS4L
Product: dihydrouridine synthase 4 like
Exons: 13
Coding region: 75-1520 (481 amino acids)
Biological process (GO): endoplasmic reticulum to Golgi vesicle-mediated transport; intracellular protein transport; tRNA processing
Cellular component (GO): endoplasmic reticulum; endoplasmic reticulum membrane
Molecular function (GO): tRNA dihydrouridine synthase activity; flavin adenine dinucleotide binding
Source: RefSeq, a predicted model, not a curated record